AACCCCAUGACAUUUUCACAUGUGCGGGGGAAGAAGAUGAGUUCGAGAAUGAAGCAAUAUUCAGCACCAACUCCAUAUCACUUUCUCUGCUUCUGCUGCUCCUUAUUCUUCUUCUUCUUCUUCUUCUCGUUUCAGAUUUCAAGCGCUCAGAAUGCUACUACAGACCCAUCUGAAGCUAAGGCAUUGACCUCGAUGUUCCAACAAUGGGAUGCGCAAGCUAACGCAUUAUGGAACAAUAGCCGCGGAGAGCUAUGUACCGGAUCUGCCCUCGAUGAAACGAUAUUUGAAGACUCCAGUAAUAACCCAUCCAUCCUUUGCGAUUGUACUUAUGACAAUGGCUCAACUUGCCACAUCACUCAACUUAGAGUUCUUGCUCUGGACAAACGUGGAGUUAUUCCAGAAGAUAUUGUGGCUUUGAAAUAUCUGACCUUUUUGAAGAUUGAUCAAAAUUUCUUCACGGGUACCUUGCCAGCAUUUAUUGGAAACUUAUCUAAAUUGCAGCUUCUGUCAAUUGCGCAUAAUACGUUUUAUGGGACCAUUCCAAUGGAGCUUGGAAACCUUAAGGAGUUGACAGUGCUGUCUAUUUCUAAUAACAAUUUCUCUGGAACUCUCCCUCCAGAACUUGGUAAUUUGGUCAAACUGGAGCAAUUUUAUCUAAGCAGUUGUGGGUUGGGUGGUGAAUUUCCCUCAACAUUUGCUAAGCUUCAAAACAUGCAAGUUCUGACGGCAUUUGACACUCCUUUGAGUGGAAAAAUACCUGAAUUUAUUGGUAAUUGGACAAGACUUGAGAAAUUGAGAUUUCGAGGAAACUCCUUUGAAGGUCCAAUACCAUCUAGUUUUUCUAUGUUGAUCUCACUGAACUCUCUACAGAUCAGUGAUUUAUACAAUGUGAGCUCUUCCCUUGAUUUCAUAACUGGCUUGAAGAAAUUAACAGAUUUAGUUCUGAGGAAUGCCCUGAUCAGUGGAAUUAUUCCUUCUAAUAUUGGAGAAUACCAAAGUCUACAAAUAUUGGAUUUGAGUUUCAACAACUUAACAGGCCAAAUACCCAGUGCUUUGUUCGAUAUGAGUUCUCUUACAUACUUGUUUCUUGGAAACAACAGUCUUUCUGGACCGCUUCCUAGCCAAAAAAGUGAAAUGCUUCAAAAUAUAGAUUUAUCUUACAAUGAUAUAUCUGGAAGCUUUCCAAGUUGGGUAACUACCUCUGGUUUACAACUGAACUUGGUGGCCAACAAUUUCACGUUUGGUAGCUCAAACGUAAGUACUUUGCCAGGGUUGGAUUGUCUUCAGAAGAACUUUCCGUGCUAUAGGAAUUCUCCACGUUAUGCAAAUUUCUCAAUCAAAUGCGGCGGCAGAACAAUGAGAACUGCUGAUGGCACAGUGUAUGAGGCUGAAAAUGCAUCUCUUGGUGCAGCUUCGUUCUAUGUAACCAGUUUUGACAAAUGGGCAGUGAGCAAUGUGGGGUUGUUCUUUGACCGCACUGAACCAUCUUAUGUACAGACUACCUUGACACUAGUAACUAGGACGAAUACACCAGAGCUUUUCCAGAGAUCAAGAAUAUCCCCUGGAUCACUUAGGUACUAUGGCCUGGGUCUUGAGAAUGGACCUUAUACUGUAAGCAUGCUAUUUGCAGAAACAGUUUUUAGAGAUCGAAGCUCACAAACAUGGAAGAGUCUUGGGAGGAGAGUGUUUGAUAUCUAUAUUCAGGGGAGUCUCCGACAGAAAGACUUUGACAUAUCAAAGGAGGCAGGUGGUGUUGAAAGAGCACUUGAAAAGGUUUUCAAUGCUACUGUCUCGGAGAACUACCUUGAAGUUCAUUUGUUUUGGGCUGGUAAAGGGACCUGCUGCGUACCAGUGCAUGGUCACUAUGGCGCAAUGAUUUCGGCCCUCCGCGCUGUUUCAGAUUUCCAGCCUACUGUAAGUGGGAUUCCACCAAGUACUUCAGAAGGGAAGAACAGAACAGGGUUGGUUGUUGGUAUUUCUGUCUCCGUAGGAGUUGUUAGCUUAAUACUGAUAGUUGCAGCUUGUUUUAUGAAAAGAAAAUCAGACAGCAAUGACGAGGAAGAGCUUCUUGGUAUUGGUCCUAGACCAAAUACUUUUAGUUAUGCUGAGCUCAGAUCCGCCACAGAAGAAUUUAUACCUUCUAAUAAGCUAGGAGAGGGAGGAUUUGGACCGGUUUACAAGGGUACACUUUCUGAUGGGAGGGUAGUGGCCGUGAAGCAACUUUCAGUUGCAUCUCACCAGGGGAGGAGUCAGUUUAUUGCUGAGAUUGCUACCAUAUCUGCUGUACAACAUCGCAAUCUUGUGAAACUGUACGGAUGCUGCAUCGAAGGAGAUAAGCGUCUCCUCGUUUAUGAAUAUCUUGAGAACAAAAGUCUUGAUCAAGCACUCUUUGGAAAAAAUGGCCUGAAUCUUGAUUGGCCUACCCGGAUCAGCAUAUGCAUAGGAACUGCAAGAGGCCUAGCUUAUCUUCAUGAGGAGUCAAGGCCGAGAAUCGUACAUCGAGAUGUCAAGGCUAGUAAUAUCUUGCUUGAUGCAGAACUUUGCCCCAAGAUUUCAGAUUUUGGAUUGGCAAAGCUAUACGAUGAUAAGAUAACGCACAUCAGCACCCGAGUAGCUGGGACCAUUGGCUAUCUAGCUCCAGAGUAUGCAAUGCGUGGACACUUAACAGAAAAGGCAGAUGUUUUCAGUUUUGGUGUUUUUGCUCUGGAGAUCCUCAGUGGAAGGUCAAACUCAGACAGUAACUUGGAUACUGAAAAGAUUUAUCUACUUGAAUGGGCAUGGACUCUUCAUGAACAAAACCAAGCUUUGGAAUUGGCGGAUCCUAAAUUAUUGGAGUUUGAUGAAAAUGAAGCAACUAGAGUGAUAGGAGUGGCUCUUUUGUGCACUCAAGCAUCACCAAUGAUGCGCCCCCCCAUGUCACGUGUUGUUGCCAUGCUUGCUGGAGAUAUUGAAGUGGGCACUGUUACAACAAAGCCAAGUUAUUUAACAGACUUGGAUUUCAAAGACAUCACAAGCAACUUUUUAGAUGAAGGUGAUACUAUGUUAACUACCUCGAGUAGGAUUAAGAGACAGCAGAAAAACCAAGAUGGCAACAAAAUUGAUGUGAGCCCGACUGAUCCAACACCCUCACCUAUGAAUGUCACCAAAUCGAUGAUCACUAAUAUUAUUGGAGAAGGAAGAUGAACAGUAUCUUGUCUAAUUGUGUCAAUCUUGGUGGUAUUGAAUUUGCCUCCUAACCAAUCACAGUUACCUUUAAGUUUCUACAAAAGUUGUGGUACGAUCUAGGGUUCCUCCCUCUCUAUCUCAAGCUAUCAGCAUGGAACUGAAGGGAUAACUUUAAAGACCUAGUUGAUUUUUUACUUGUAUUGUGUUGUUGUCGUGGGUCAGGGUCGAGUGGCCUAGGUUUACUUCAGAUGUGGGCCUAUGUCAUGAGGUUAUUUUAGUUAAUUUAGUCCUUUAGUAUAUAUGUAGUAUUUCAGCCCAUUAAGGGCAUUACUGUCAUUUCCCGAUAAUUCAAUUAUGCAUGGGAUAUUAGUA
Messenger RNA from Juglans microcarpa x Juglans regia, 3537 nucleotides. Its product is annotated as probable LRR receptor-like serine/threonine-protein kinase At1g56130. The coding region runs from base 7 to 3183 and encodes 1058 amino acids. Lineage: Eukaryota; Viridiplantae; Streptophyta; Magnoliopsida; Fagales; Juglandaceae. The record is from RefSeq and is a predicted model, not a curated record. The transcript is spliced from 24 exons. Gene Ontology annotation, molecular function: protein binding; protein kinase activity; ATP binding. Gene Ontology annotation, biological process: protein phosphorylation.